AGCCUGGGCGAAGGCUCACCCCAAGAAAUUAAAAACCCCAUUCAUGUACUGCUUAUUCCCCCUUACUCCAUUUCCCAAAUCAAGUUGUGAACUGACACUAGACAAUUUUCCGCUGACUUUUCCCAUGUGGUGUAAGUGUCGUGUGGUUUCGUUCUCUGUUCCUCUGUCUGUAACAACUAGACCCUCGUAUCAAUAGUGCACCAGCAGGAGCUGACAAUUCAUGGUUAAGCUUCAACUUCAAUUGAAGUAGAAUGGCAAUGGCCUAUGCUUCGGCCACGUGCCAGCCACGUGAAGGAAGGCUCCGGAGGAACACCGAGGGGGCGCAAUGGUGAACAAACCUGCGACGUCUUAAAACAGAGCAGCUCUCGGGGAGAAGGACGAACGCCAUGGCGCGCCGUCGUGGAGGCAUCUUGGAUGCCCUGCAGCGGUCGCGCUGUAAUAGACACUACCUCUUCACGCGAAUAAUAGGGGCGAUGAUAAACCUGGCCCUGUUCUUUCCGGGCAACAUAGGCGUAAGACUGAUAACAGAGGCUAACGGCUAUCGGUAUUUACCAGAGCAAAGGCGUAAUAAACAGAGGAGAUACCACGACCUGAAGAUAACCAGGAGACGACCGACGUCAACAAAACUAGCAUCUUCGGAAAGAACAAUUGCUACAGACGAAAGAACAAUUGCUACAGACGAAAGAACAAUUGCUACAGACGAUAGAGAGAAAAUGUCUGGAGGUCUGAAGCACCUACCAAAAGUUUCUACAGCGGAAUCGAUAGUACAGGAAGGAAAUAAGCAGGACGAUGGCAGGAGAGAGGAGGAGUCGCAAUCUCUAUCUGCUUUGGAGAUGCGCCCCGAGCCUCACCAACCGCCUGCCUUCAAUCUGAAGGAGGAGUUAGGACGUCGGACGAGGAGACGGCCUGCACGUCCGCGUACCGUCAUCGAAGGUCGUGACACCGCAGAUGAAAGGGUGACUCCUGUGCCCGGUGGAAGUAGGGAGAAUAAUGCUACUUCCGCCGCUGCAAUACCAAUAGAUAGACCGCCGAAAGAAGAAUAUACCGUCUCGCUCUCGGUCUCGCAGCUGCUGGAGGAGAAGCCGCGCAAGCACGAUGUGAGUGACCUGCCCCGGCGCAGACGUAGGGAAGAGCACUCAACAUCCAGUGAAGACGAGGACGGUGGACUGCAAGAGUAUGAUCACGAUGACGAACUACAACACAAUAUUGCACGAGAAGAGCAUGAUCUGCCUGGAGCAAAAGGUGAAAUGUACCAGCAAGGCACGACUCCGGACGAGAGCGACCGCUGGCUCGGAUCCCGUGUAACGUCGACAGGGAGACGGUCUCGUCCCACGCUUGCAGCUACAAGCGGAUCAUGUUCGGGAAUACAAAUGGAUUCAGGACAACCGGGACCCUCACCUUCUCCUAGUAAUCAUCAGGAGGGUCAGGCUGUAGAGCAUUAUAAACACGAGGGUAGUACCCUUCUAGAACAAACAGCCAGGAGCGUUGCAGGAGGAGUUAAAAAUCAAGCUACUCCCAGUAGCAGUGAGGACCAAGAAGAGCAGGAGUUUCUCGAUCCUGAAAUAAGUUUUGGAACAAGUGCAGGACCCGAACAAACACGAACCAACGUAGAAGGAGAUAAAGACCGCGGCCCUUCCGAGGACUCUCAGUCGACUCUGACUGCUUCGGCACGACCAGAAGAUUCAGACUCAGAUGAGUAUCCUCUGCACGACCCAAAAGUUAGGAAUAACCCCCCCAGAUUGAUAUCAAAUCCAACAACCCCCGUCAUUUCUACGGAACCCGGUGGAGAUGGCGACUUUAGUAGUGACAUUGAAGUUGUGGCCACGAAAAAGACAUCAACAGCACCAGCUGCCCAGUUCGAUUCCGAUGCGAAUCCCCAGGGCCAGGGCGACCACUGGCGCAUUAUAGGAACAACACGGCGACCUGGUAAUGGAACUACUAGGAACGAAGAGUCCAUACUUCUGCAGCUUGACCAUACGGCCAAGAUGAAAGCAAAAACCACCGCCCGCCGAGUAGGAGUGCAUUUGUUGCAGCAAAAGACGAGCAUGAGCAGACAACAGCAACAGGUGAAACUGGGUAUGGACGCCGGCGGCUUGGCUGGCAUUGCGAUUCUGUGCACGGUCGGAGGCAUGGGUUUGCUGUUUAUGACGUUGUACUGCCUCGGCGUCCUCGAGUGCAACAGCGAUUCGGAGUAUGACUACGAGGAGAAGCGAAGACAGGAAGCCAGGCGGGCCAACGAGUACUGGAAGGCUUCCAAUCCCGUGAUACCCAUGCCCGGCAACUACAAUAACCACAAGGAUCCGAACAAGCAGUCGCACGGCAACCGAGAGCAUCUCGGCGGCGUGGCUGCCGCCAUGAGGGCCGCCGACAAGUUGAAGAAGGGUCUGAAGUCGAGGGACCGCAAGGACGACAAAGACAAGAGGAAAAAGAAAGGGAAGGACACCACAACUACCACGUCCGACUCGGAGUCCGACUCGAGUCACCGGAAAAAGAAGAACAAAGCGGGAGGGCGUGAUCACGGUAAGGACCAGCAUCAUGACGGGAAGAAGGGCAAGAGGAGCAAGCAACAAGCCACAACGACCGAGACUACGGACUCCGUGGAGGAGUCCGAUUCGGAUUUUACCAACCCGUUUGCGGUAAACCACAAGGCCGGGCCGCCCGUGCAGAAAAGGGCGGGUCCCGGGUUUGCAGAGCGGGUCUCGAUGACGCAAGCUGCCCAUGCCCACGGCGCACUCAACGCCCGGGCCUCGGCGUUUCUCAACUUGGCCGGGUUCGGAGUGAACAAAGGCAAUAAAGCGAAACCCCAGAAGAAGAAACCGCCGAAUAAGAAGGAAGCCGCGCACACCACCGAUGGGGAACACCACGACACCUCUAGCAAAUCGCAAGCGUCAUCGAGAAAGGCGAACGCAGGAGGAGCGGUGCACGCGCUACGGUUCGACGAAACCGAUUCGGCGCCAAAAGGAUCCCCCAAGAUAGACGCGAAGGAAGCGAAAAGACAAGAGAAAGAAGCAAAGGAAAGAAGUAAAAAGGAAGAGAAACCUUAUCCACCGGAAAUUUGGCUGUCAGGCGGUUUCUUUUAAUUUUUUCAAGGGACCAGACAAACGUGGACGUGCAUUUUGCGCCGCUGGCAUUAACUUUUGUAUUUGUUCUCCACCAGGGUCUCAAUUUGUGCGUGUUAUCUUGCAUCUUCAUAAUUAUCACGAUGCCUUGCGCCAGAGCCAGUAAUGUAAACAAGUUACAGGAGAAACGUGUUGUGCGCACUCUCUCAUGAUGACUGAGGCUUUCUGUGAUUGCGUGCUGUGCCAUGAUCAUUGUUUUUUCUACAUCAUUGAGCAAGAAAUGGGAACUUUUCUUCCACGUAUGGGUAUGCGAGUCCUGCUCUUGAACAUCAAUAUCUUUCGCUGACUCCAACUUUUGCUUGCAUACGCUGAAGAAAGAAAAGAAGGAUGCCGGCAAGGAGGAUAAGAAGGAGAAAAAGAAAGGCCAUGCUCCUGACAGUGACGACACCAAUAAUAGUGGCUUUUUUGGCAAGAAAAGGAGCAUGGACACUCGAAGGAAAAAAGAGGCCGUACAACAAGACUUUGAUGUCAUCCCCAGUAGCCAUUUUGAUCCCUAGGAAAAAUGUAUUUCUUCUUCUUCCUUUACUUUCUUUCUGAUUUGUUCUCUUUGCUUCCUCAUUCUAGUAUUAGAAAUACACUAAAAAUUAGAUAAACUUACACGUUUGACUGUCCGCAAAGGCAGGUGUGGAAGAGCUAGAACAUCUCUUACUCUUUUGAAUCAUUAUCACUUCUAUUCAUUGCUACAAG
Messenger RNA from Amoebophrya sp. A120, 3806 nucleotides. Lineage: Eukaryota; Dinophyceae; Syndiniales; Amoebophryaceae. The record is from the annotation of a GenBank genome assembly.